Molecule: messenger RNA, 3795 nt
Organism: Drosophila simulans
Lineage: Eukaryota; Metazoa; Arthropoda; Insecta; Diptera; Drosophilidae
Gene: emb
Product: exportin-1
Exons: 7
Coding region: 438-3629 (1063 amino acids)
Biological process (GO): ribosomal small subunit export from nucleus; protein export from nucleus; ribosomal large subunit export from nucleus
Cellular component (GO): cytoplasm; nucleus
Molecular function (GO): nuclear export signal receptor activity; small GTPase binding
Source: RefSeq, a predicted model, not a curated record
AUUAGCGUUAUCGAUCACUUUUCGUGCAUGCCUGCAGACCAGGGCUGCAGACGUAUGUUUGUUCAGCACUAUACGGGCACACUGUUCACACAAAUUGCAUUUCGCAUUGUCCGUCGUCGUCGUUUUCACACGCUGCUCUUUUCUGGAAUCGGUAAAAGCUUCAGGUCCAGUCCCGGCACCAGAUCCAGAUCCCGAUCCAGAUCGAGAGUCGCCGCUCCUCACCGUCAUCAUAGUGCGAAGAAGAAGAAGCUGAAGCAGAAGCCGCCGCACACAUUCGAUUAAAGUAAAAAAAAAAAACAGCAAAAACAAGAAAUCCAAAGGCAAAAACGUGAGAUCCGAGCUCAUCCGGCGGAGGAGGAAGCCAAGAAGCUAUCAAAAUUAACGCGGACACAACUGCAGAGCGACGCCGACGCGAACGCCGCUUCUACUACAAAGCGAUGGCGACAAUGUUGACAUCGGACGAGGCGAGCAAGCUGCUCGACUUCUCCCAGAAGCUUGACAUCAAUCUGCUGGACAAGAUCGUCGAGGUUGUGUACACAGCGCAGGGCGAGCAGUUGCGUCUAGCUCAGAGCAUACUGACCACGCUGAAGGAGCAUCCAGAGGCAUGGACGCGGGUGGACAGCAUACUGGAGUACUCACAGAACCAGCGGACCAAGUUUUAUGCUCUGCAAAUCCUCGAGGAGGUCAUCAAAACGCGCUGGAAGGUCCUGCCGCGCAACCAGUGCGAGGGAAUCAAGAAGUAUGUGGUCAGUCUGAUCAUCAAGACCUCGUCGGAUCCCAAUGUUAUGGAGCAGAACAAAGUGUAUCUGAAUAAGCUGAACAUGAUUCUGGUACACAUUCUGAAGCGCGAAUGGCCACGCAACUGGGAGACAUUCAUCAGUGACAUUGUCGGUGCGUCGAAAACGAACGAGAGCCUGUGCAUGAACAACAUGGUGAUCCUGAAGAACCUUAGUGAGGAGGUGUUCGACUUUUCGCAGGGCCAGAUCACGCAGACUAAGGCCAAGCACCUGAAAGACACCAUGUGCUCGGAGUUCUCUCAGAUCUUUACACUAUGCUCCUUCGUGCUGGAGAACUCGAUGAAUGCCGCCCUAAUCCACGUCACGCUCGAGACUCUGCUGAGAUUCCUCAACUGGAUACCGCUGGGUUACAUCUUUGAAACGCAGCAAAUUGAAACGCUGAUAUUCAAAUUCCUUAGCGUGCCCAUGUUCCGCAAUGUGACCCUGAAGUGCCUGUCCGAGAUCGCCGGCCUGACUGCGGCAAACUACGACGAGAAUUUCGCGACGCUCUUCAAGGACACGAUGGUGCAGUUGGAACAGAUAGUCGGCCAGAAUAUGAACAUGAACCACGUGUUCAAGCAUGGUAGCGACACAGAGCAGGAGUUGGUCCUUAAUUUGGCCAUGUUCCUGUGCACCUUCCUCAAGGAGCACGGCAAACUGGUGGAGGAUGCCACGUAUGUGGACUACCUGAAUCAGGCGCUCAUGUAUCUGGUGAUGAUUAGCGAGGUGGAGGACGUGGAGGUAUUCAAGAUCUGUCUGGAAUACUGGAACAGCCUUGUGGAGGAUCUAUACAAUUCAGAGUUCUUCCACCCCACUCUGGAGUCUACGAAGAGGCAACAAGUGUAUCCCCGUCGACGUUUCUACGCCCCCAUCCUGUCCAAAGUGCGAUUCAUUAUGAUCUCGCGCAUGGCCAAGCCGGAGGAGGUGCUGGUGGUGGAGAACGAAAACGGGGAAGUGGUGCGCGAGUUCAUGAAGGACACAAACUCAAUAAACCUGUACAAGAACAUGCGCGAAACGCUGGUCUUUCUUACCCAUUUGGACUCUGUGGACACGGACCGCAUCAUGACGCUAAAGCUGCUUAAUCAAGUGAACGGGUCGGAAUUCUCUUGGAAGAACCUGAACACGUUGUGCUGGGCCAUUGGUUCCAUAUCCGGUGCUUUUUGUGAAGAGGACGAAAAACGGUUCCUGGUCACCGUGAUCAAGGAUCUGUUAGGCCUGUGCGAACAGAAGAAGGGCAAGGACAACAAGGCCAUUAUUGCCUCCAAUAUCAUGUAUGUGGUGGGACAGUAUCCGCGCUUCCUGCGCGCCCAUUGGAAGUUCCUCAAGACGGUGGUAAACAAACUCUUCGAAUUUAUGCACGAAACGCACGAUGGUGUCCAGGAUAUGGCAUGCGAUACGUUCAUCAAGAUAGCCAUCAAAUGCCGCCGCUACUUUGUCACCAUCCAGCCGAAUGAGGCCUGCACCUUUAUUGACGAGAUUCUCACAACAAUGAGCAGCAUCAUUUGUGAUCUGCAGCCGCAGCAGGUUCACACGUUUUAUGAAGCUGUCGGCUACAUGAUCUCCGCACAGGUGGAUCAGGUACAACAGGACGUCCUCAUCGAGAGGUACAUGCAACUGCCCAACCAGGUGUGGGAUGACAUCAUCUCCCGCGCCUCGAAAAACGUUGACUUCUUGAAGAACAUGACCGCUGUCAAGCAGCUGGGCAGCAUCCUUAAAACGAAUGUGGCUGCCUGCAAAGCCCUGGGGCACGCGUAUGUCAUUCAACUGGGCCGCAUAUAUCUGGACAUGCUGAAUGUGUACAAGAUAACAUCGGAGAAUAUCAUCCAGGCCAUCGAAGUGAAUGGCGUGAACGUGAACAAUCAGCCCCUGAUCAAAACCAUGCAUGUGGUCAAGAAGGAGACGCUUAACUUGAUAUCCGAGUGGGUGUCUCGUUCCAACGACAAUCAGUUGGUGAUGGACAAUUUCAUACCGCCUUUGCUGGACGCUAUACUGCUAGAUUAUCAGCGCUGCAAAGUUCCAUCGGCACGGGAGCCCAAGGUUUUAAGUGCGAUGGCAAUCAUUGUGCAUAAACUGCGUCAGCAUAUCACAAAUGAAGUACCAAAAAUCUUUGACGCCGUCUUCGAGUGCACGCUGGACAUGAUCAACAAGAACUUUGAGGAUUUCCCACAGCACAGACUUAGUUUCUACGAGCUACUGCAGGCGGUCAAUGCGCACUGCUUUAAGGCGUUCCUUAAUAUACCGCCGGCCCAGUUCAAACUGGUCUUCGAUUCGGUGGUGUGGGCAUUCAAGCACACCAUGCGGAAUGUGGCCGACAUGGGAUUGAAUAUCCUCUUUAAGAUGCUUCAAAACUUAGAUCAGCAUCCCGGUGCGGCGCAGAGCUUCUAUCAGACGUACUUUACAGAUAUUCUAAUGCAGAUAUUUUCGGUGGUCACUGACACCUCACAUACGGCCGGGCUGCCCAAUCAUGCCAUCAUUCUGGCGUACAUGUUCUCACUGGUGGAGAACAGGAAGAUUACGGUGAACCUGGGUCCGAUUCCGGAUAAUAUGAUAUUCAUACAGGAGUAUGUCGCCUCCCUGCUGAAAUCGGCAUUUACCCAUCUGUCCGAUAAUCAGGUCAAAGUCUUUGUCACUGGCCUAUUCAAUUUAGACGAGAAUGUGCAAGCAUUUAAGGAGCAUUUGAGAGAUUUUCUCAUACAGAUUCGCGAGGCCACCGGCGAGGACGAUUCCGAUCUGUACUUGGAAGAGCGUGAAGCGGCUCUGGCCGAGGAGCAGUCAAAUAAACAUCAGAUGCAGCGUAAUAUUCCAGGAAUGUUGAAUCCGCACGAGUUGCCCGAGGAUAUGCAGGACGAAUAGAUGUCGAUGUCGACGUCCCAGAGCUAGAAUGUUUUAGUUGAUGCUUGAGAAUGAUAAAAGGAUGGUGAUGUAUGAGUGUUUCUCGAGCGAGAAAGUAUAAAUGUUUGUUUGAUUGAAUGCAUAUAAGUACGUUAUAUAUAUAAAUACAUCCACACAAGACCCACAA